CGUCACUCGCACAAACCCAUUAAGAACUGCACCAUGGCCAUGGGCAGACUCAAAGUCUUCAAACUUACGAGGACAAGGAAAAAUCCAGAUAGCCUCGCCAUUGCACAACAAACUAAUACUACAAGAGUUAGAAUUCAUGCGUAUACGUGGGUGCAUGGUCACAGAUGGAAUGGUAAAGAAUUGGCUGUAUGCUUUUACGGAAAAUAAUGUUAAUGGUGGAAUUUCAGGAACUACAGCGGUCGAUUCCGAAAUGCGCUCGAUGGCACAGAAGAUACUGAGCACCAGUCGUGAUAGUGGAAGGAGAGGACUUAUGCUUGAGGGCUUGAUAAAUCUCAAUCUUCUCGUGAAAUGCAUGAGUUAGUACCAAGCCAAAAUAUUUUUGAUACAUCUUCUUGAUGCUACUACCAUAGGCAUAGGUAUACAGAUUUUCGUGAGCUACCGUGGUAUCCAAGAAACCCACCCCAAUCACCUUCUUCCCCUUUCAUUUUCCCAAGCUUGUGGCCUAGUAGAUCAAUCGUAAGAUACGGAGCGUCCAGCGUCGUCCAAUCGACCGGGGAUGUUGAGAAGCAGUAUUGCUUCGGAGUUGCGACCCAGUAUCCUUUUCCCACCUUGAAGUUGAGGCACGUUGUCUUGGCACGCCGUCUCAUGGAUGCCAUAACGCCGCCAGCAGGGUUUGUCGCAGCCUGUGGUGGUCAACUAGCGACGUUUCAUGAGUACAGACUCUGCCCAAAAGCUUAUUUUGCAUACGAUUACGAAAGAAGCCGAGAAGAAAGGCAAAAGAGAAAAAGACAACGACUACAGGGCUCUUCUCCGUAUCCAUCGACACCUUCUAGUAACAACCGACUCCUUGAAGAACUUGAAGGUGGUACAGGGUCUUCAACAUCCGAUACAUCUCCAUAUAACCCUCCAUCCUUGACGUCUCCUUCGACUUCUACUCCUUCGACUUCUACUCCUUCCGUUUCUUCUACUCGUCCAUUACUAGUACAAGAGCUACCUCCGAACAGGCGUGGACCAGGCCAUGCGAGGAUAGGCAUUUCAGGUGGCAUCCUAACCUGGGAUCCGUGGUCUCAUAUGCUGUCAAACCACAUUGGUGUUAGGGAUUUGAGACUCUUCGACUGCUUCCAGCCCGUCGACGGAUCUCCAGUACUGAAUGGAAUGGCGCGCUGCCGAAAUGGUUUUUUUAAUUAAGGCUACAGUACUUUUUGAUUUUUCUACAGUUCCUUCGAGUUGCUGAAUCUGUUUCGUCUCGCUGGUAGUCUAGGAUGACUAUUCGAGACGUGAAAGAAUGAAACUAACAAACUUCGUUGCAUCUUCCUCAGGAGCAUCAUGUUUUCACUUCCAAAUAAAUGAAAAUGUUGGCUUAGAGUUAGACGAGUAUCGUCCUUGUCGUGUUCCUGUUUUCUUCUACUUACCUAGAUCUAUAGAAUGUUGGCCUUUCUUCUAAUUCGAUGGUCCUCGUGGAAGAGUGCGUGGAAGACCAAAGGAGAUAGGUGG
Molecule: messenger RNA, 1494 nt
Organism: Amoebophrya sp. A25
Lineage: Eukaryota; Dinophyceae; Syndiniales; Amoebophryaceae
Source: the annotation of a GenBank genome assembly